CUGUUUAAAGUCUGUUGGCUGUGUUGUAACCAGGCUCGUUGCGAAAGUGGCGUUUUUGUGGAUGGAGGAGGAGAAAAGGGAGGGUAUAAACGAGGCGAAAAGGAGGAGGAAAAGAAGGUUAACCUUCCAUACAUCAUCAUCAUCAUCAUCAUCAUCAUCGGAAACUCUAGUCGGAGCUGCUUCCGCCCACACGAAAAAUGGCAGCUCCCUUGCUGGAGAAAGUCUCGGAUUAUUUAGGCUCGCCUGAGCCGGCGGUCCGCCUGAUUCUGUCGAUCUUAAUAGGUUAUCCCUUUGCACUGGUGUACCGACGGUUCCUGUUUCAUCAGUCGGCAUCUGUCAUUCAUCUGUUCCACACUCUCUCAGGGCUGUCCCUGGCCAUUUUUAACUUUGGGUCUCAGGUCUAUCACUCCGCAUUAUGCAUAAUUGUCCAGUUCCUCUUCCUGAGGCUCAUGGGAAGGACGGUGACGGGUGUACUGAGCAGCUUUAUCUUUCAGAUGGCGUACCUGUUGACCGGUUAUUACUACACGGCCACAGACGAGUACGAUAUCAAGUGGACGAUGCCUCACUGCGUCCUGACGCUCAAACUCAUCGGUUUAUCACUUGAUUACUACGACGGUGGAAAAGACCCAUCUCAGCUGAGCGCGGAGCAGAAGCAGGGCGCUCUCUCCUCCACUCCAUCUCUGCUGGAGGUUUGUGGUUUCUCUUAUUUCUACGGCGGCUUCCUGGUGGGGCCUCAGUUCACCCUGCGCAACUACCAGAGCCUGGUGUCCAGAGAAAUGACCGACGCCCCUGGCCAGGUGCCCAACAGCGCGAUUCCCGCCUUGAAGCGCUUCUCUUUGGGUUUGGUCUUCCUGGCCAUCUUCACGUUAUGUGGGCCGUACUAUCCGGACAGCUACUACCUUACAGAUGAAUUUGAGGCCCAGCCGUUUUGGUACAGGUGUGUGUUCAUCCUUCUGUGGGCGAAAGUGAACCUGUACAAGUACGUUAGCUGCUGGCUAAUAACGGAGGGGGUGUGUAUUCUCACCGGGCUGGGCUAUAACGGCCGCAGUACGAGGGGGGAGCCGCAGUGGGACGCCUGCGCCAACAUGAGGGUGUGGAUGUUUGAAACCACGCCGCUCUUCACCGGCACCAUCAACUCCUUCAACAUAAACACCAACGCCUGGGUGGCCAGGCACAUCUUUAAGAGGCUGAAGUUCCUGGGUAAUAAGAUGGUGUCUCAGAUGGCGACGCUGCUGUUCCUGGCGAUCUGGCACGGCCUGCACUCGGGCUACAUCCUCUGCUUCUCCAUGGAGUUCAUCAUCGUUUACGUGGAGCGGCAGGCCCAGGCGCUGGUGAAGGACAGUCCCUCACUGACGGCCAUCGCAAACGGCCCCUUCUAUCCCCUCGUUUACGUGGUCCAGCAGUUCAUCCACUGGCUCUUCAUGGGCUAUCCACUAGUGCCCUUCUGCCUGUUCACUUAUGACAAGUGGCUCAAGGUUUAUUCUUCAGUGUAUUUCUGUGGUCACCUCUUUUUCUUCGCUGCCAUUCUUAUCCUACCUUACCUCCGGAAGGCACUGGUGCCACGGAAAGCAAAGAGCGACAAAAAGGAGAACUAAAAAAUUGGGUUUUCUCUCUCUCUGUGUCUCCUGAAGCUGACUGAAGGGAACUGUGACUUUUACAGAGCAACUCAUCUGGAAAAUAUUUUAAGGCCUUUAAUAAUAUAUAUUAUAAAUAUAUAUAUACAUACGUACAUAAGUCUGUAUAAAAUUCUUUUUGUUUUUGUUUUUUCUUUGUGACAAGGCGUUAUUUUUGGGAGAGGGGUUUAAAGGACUGAAUGAAAAGAUGAUAAUACUACAGAAUCACAAGUUGAUUAGUUUUACUUCUUUUGUUAAAUGAGACGAUUUCGGAGGCAUUUGGGUCAGUGAUGCGUGGGAGAAGUGUGAAGGCUGAGCGUUGUUGUGGACGACCGCAGCCACAAAGAAGAUGCACCCCAGCGCUCCGAUUAGGAGCUGUAGACGUACGUGAAUAAUCGACCGGUCAGGAGGAUGUCCCAGGACGGACCGAAAACAAAGCAACGUAUGAGAUGGUGUGCGACAUACGGUCAGUGCUGUUGACCGAAGAGACUGCUGCUUUGGAAUUGACCGAUCCGUGCUCCCACCACAAAUACAUUCCUUCAUAGCAACUGUUGCCUGGUUCGACAAGCUUUACAGAACGUUGGCCAAAAUGUUUGAUUGAAACCGCAGCAUAGUUUUUAUCAAAAUAUGUAAUUUUAUACGGACUUUUCUGCUGUACUAACUUACAUUACAUCCAUGUGCUAACGACAGGCUUGUUGUCCGUCAGUGUUGACGAGCGCUCCAGCGCCCCCUACUGUCAGCUCUGCCUUCACUAAGCAUUGCAAGAAUUGCACUAGAAGGUACUAUUUAUUUUAAAUGACUUUUAUUUUGUAUGUGUGUGUUAGGAUAUAUUAAACACAACUGAUCAAUUGGUUGCUAGCUAGCUAAGCCUACAUCCGUAGCAUGAAAGAGGGAUUUUCCAUCAUCAUCAUCAUCAUCAUCAUCUUCCUCUUAAUUUUUCAUAUGUACUGACAUGCAUACAGAAACCAUGACAGGGCUUAGAUUGCUUAUAUUUAUCAGUAUAUAACUGUCGAUAAUAGCCAUGAAAUCCAUAAGUAGAACCGAUUGCUGCAAUCUGAAACUCCAGUCCUGGUUUUAGUUCAUUUAAAUGCACAGUAGAGCGUUGUCCUUUGAUUAAAACAGUAUUUUUUAUUCGUAGUACUAAUUUAAUAUUGGCCCUUUUUUUACAGAUGAAAAGCAGAUGUGAUUUUUAAUGCACUGAAACUUUUGCUCCACUGCUCACUUUUGUUAAACACUUGUGAUGAAGUGGAAGAAAAGAUUAGUAAUAGCAACAAAAUGAUUAUUUAUCUUCUAGCCAGUGUGAAUAAGAGACGCUGUGUAACUGCCCAUUCUGCUAAAGUUCACCACUGACCUCUUUUCCACUGUUAAUGGUUCUCAGGGCCGUACUGUGCUGUUCAAACCGGUAGUAGGGCGUUUGGAUGCUAGCGUUAGCAUCAGCUGGCUAGCAUUAGCCUAGAUAGGAGGGUGCAGACCCACACACAAUGGAACAGGUUUAAUCUCUGCUGUCUUUCUCUCAAACGCCAGCCGAUCGGCUUCAGCUCCUCAGAUUUGAGACCCCUGAACUUGCUUCAGCGUUCUGUCAGAACCUGUUCUGUGGUGAGAAGCAACAUGCUAGCUAAGCUAAUGCUAAUCAGCACCUCUCUUCUAGUUAUCAGCGCUGUUUAGUUGGUGGUUUGACAUUUAGUGCGGAUUGAAAAUCGCGCACUACCUUCAUUUUAUCGUCGACCGUUUAAGCGCUAAUGUGAAGACAGCUUUAGCGUUAGCAACGUUUUCAAACCUUUUGUUUUGACUUGUUUGUUGGUGUGAAAGGAGAUUAAGGCUUUGUUGUCCCCAUCUGGCGCAAAUGGGAACUGUCCUAGAUAUGCAGAAUAUUGGCGUAAAAAUGGCUUCAAAUAAUGAAAAUGUUAAGAUUCAUCAAUAAGUUUCUCCUAAUUUAUCGAGGUUUAAAAAUUGCAUAUCAUUCCAGCUCUAGUGACCGUAUGUAGCCUCCAGUAGCGACAUCAAGCUACUUGAUGACGCCGACGGAGUGAGACGAACAGAGGCAGAAAUCUUUGCAUAUCGUCGCCGUCAGAUUAAAACGUCGUAUCUCCAAAAACAACUUUUUACGUAAAGUCAUUUUUUUACUCUUUUUGUUGGUCCAUUUGUCGUGAAAUUGGCAUGAUGUAAAUAAAAUAAAAAUAAUAUAAAAAUAAAAAUAAAAUAAAAAUAAUAAAUAAAAAUAAAUAUAGAAAAGGACAAAAAUGAAGGUUUAAGGUUUUGAGCUUGUAGCUGUGAGCUGUGGUGUCUCGUUACGUUGAACAGGACUUUUGCUAAAAGCUUUUGUUCUGUAAAGCUUGUCCAACCUCACAAUAACAGCUGUGAAAGAAAGUAUUUGUGGGCGGAGCUUGGAUCAGUAACUUAGUUCAUU
Messenger RNA from Colossoma macropomum (tambaqui), 4020 nucleotides. RefSeq names its product lysophosphatidylcholine acyltransferase 3 (gene lpcat3). Gene Ontology annotation, molecular function: lysophospholipid acyltransferase activity; 1-acylglycerophosphocholine O-acyltransferase activity. NCBI's taxonomy places the organism in Eukaryota, Metazoa, Chordata, Actinopteri, Characiformes, Serrasalmidae. Gene Ontology annotation, cellular component: membrane. The record is from RefSeq and is a predicted model, not a curated record. Gene Ontology annotation, biological process: phosphatidylcholine biosynthetic process; lipid modification.